Molecule: messenger RNA, 837 nt
Organism: Echinostoma caproni
Lineage: Eukaryota; Metazoa; Platyhelminthes; Trematoda; Plagiorchiida; Echinostomatidae
Source: the annotation of a GenBank genome assembly
AUGGCUCUGAUCGGCAUUGGUUUCACAAAAUGCAAGGAAGGCGGGAUCACCCAGUGCAGUAAACUACUUCUGGAUCUUUUUGUGAAGUUGGUCAAUGGUGAAGGAAAAGUGGACGUUCUUUCAAAAGUUUUACCUGGAUUGGUUAAGCUGUUCCAAGAUGAAAAUAUGUUUGAAUCUAAACUACUGGACGUUCUAUGGAUUCUUGACUCGGCCGUUGUAGAUGUGAAUUCGGAGGCCGUGCGCGAUCGCUACUUUCGUUUACUGCACGUGUGCAAGGCACAUGUUAAUCCAGCACUGUUGAUGGAAAGACUUUCCGAGGAUACUCUGGAAAAUAUGUCCCUAAUCCAAUCGAAGCAACAAUUUCAAACGCGUUAUGUGCGGACCAAAACGCGUCUAUUUUUUAAACAACAGAAGUUUAAUUUGUUGCGUGAGGAAAACGAGGGUUACGCCAAAUUGAUUACGGAGUUAUCCCAAACAAGGGGUCCAAUGGACGCGGUCAUGACUCAGGUCAGGUCUUUAAUUGGCUACUUCGAUCUGGAUCCCAAUCGAGUGCUUGAUUUAAUCCUGGAUGUUGGUGAAUUCCGCGAAAAUAUGAGCGAGCAGCUCGUAAAGUUGAUCCGUUUCUACAAUCCCGACAAGCUGGAUUUGACCCACAUCCUUGGUCACAAAUUUCAUUUUACACAGGAUCCUGGAUCUACAACUCCUCCGUCAUUGUACAGGAUUGCUGCUAUUUUAUUGGCCAACGGUUUAAUCAAUUUGGACAUUUUAUAUGGUCAUAUAGUGUUUUUUAAGAAGAAGAAGAAGAAGAAGAAGAAGAAGAAACAUCACAUCGUUUGA